Molecule: messenger RNA, 4517 nt
Organism: Anguilla anguilla (European eel)
Lineage: Eukaryota; Metazoa; Chordata; Actinopteri; Anguilliformes; Anguillidae
Product: golgin subfamily A member 6-like protein 6
Exons: 2
Coding region: 3183-4460 (425 amino acids)
Source: RefSeq, a predicted model, not a curated record
UGCAAAUGCACGCACACACACACACACACACACGUACAUGCAAAUGCACACACGCACAUACAAACACACACAUAAUUGUCAUUUCCAUGUGGUAUAUAAUUUAACAAAUAUUGAUAAGCAAUAGUAGAGCUUCCUGAUAAAGGAGGUGUAAUGUUGCACACUAUAAAUUAUAAAAUAAUUUUGUGUCAAAACUUCAUAAUGGAUUAAAUUUAUAUUUAAUAAAUUUUUAAGGCAAAAUAUGCCAGUGUCAAGUGAAAUGACUGUGGAUGGAAGUUCACUGAGAGGUAAAAAUAUAAUUAUCUCCAAAUGUACAGCACGCAGAACUAUUCACUACUCUGAACUGCAAUACCCACAACUACAAUGCUCAGAACUGCAGUACCCGAAACAUGCACUCAGAAGUAUAAUGUCACAUAUUGUUAUGAAGCGCAUGGUUUUCUGGUAAAGGUGAAGGUUGUGGCGUGGACUGAUGAUGUCAUUAUUCAUGUUGCACAGUGGGCUACUCUCUCAGACGCCUCGGAAUGAUCAUUUGGUGAUGUCAUACCAGGACGUGUGUGAGAGUUCCUUUACGGGGUCUUAAUGAGGAGCUGUAAUGCAUCUGUAGAUUCACUCCAGAACAGAUACUGCAGAAAACGGGACCAGAGCUGAAAGGCCGCUUUUCAUUUUUAUAUUUCCCUCGAUUCAUGUCUUAUCUCCAGACUGUUUCAUCUGUACGGAUUAAACUGGCUGAAAUAUUUCCAGGUGUUCAUCUGUGUUUGACUAAUCCAGGAGUCUUCUCAUGGCAUUUAUACUUGUGACAGGUGUUUAACCUGAGUAACAUGAUCUUAACAUGUGCUACUGCCAGUAAACACAAUAUUUAGAUGUGUAAACUAAUCCCAUUGGUUAUUUGUGCAGGGGUACACCUUUGGCCCAGUUGCUGAUUGGCUGGCAGCCUUGCAGGACAAGGUAUAAUCGGUGUUAGUGCUGCAGUAGCUGCGUUGCUGCAGUAGCUUGUCUUUACUCCUCAGGCUCAUGCUUUCUGCAGCUCCAGAUGCGCAGAAUGUGCAGUUCUGUAAUAUCUGCGCAGCUAGACUACUCGACUGCAGGAAUGCAGAAAGGCCGGCUGGUUUCACACAUUAUAGGGGGCAUGCCUGCUGGCUCUGUGCUCUUCCAGGUCUGCAGAGGGCGCUGCAGUUUAUGGAUUACAAUGGCAGUUGGGCAUUAAAUAUGCUGACAAAAUUUGUCCACAUAAUGUUCUGUUAAACAGAUUGACAAAAGAAGGCAUUUUGUUGAUGAUUGGUCAUUUACUGCUCUACAGGAGUAACACUGGUUUUAUACCUUUCAGUAAAGAAAUUCAGUUUGAUUUUAAUUAUAAAAACUUUAUUUAUUUGUAAACUGCAAAUAAUAAAUAAGAUUCUCUCAAAAGGACUGGCACAGAGCCCUUAGGUCAACUGAACAGUCCGGGGAGAUACCAGUGUGAAACAGACAAAAAAAAUUUUUUUUUUAAAUUUAAAUAUGCUCAUUCAUUAAAAUGUGCACAUGUUUGAAUGGGUAUACUGUAGAUUUAGAUAAAUCGGUGAUUUAUCCUCUGGAUUUUAUGGUAUUUUAUAUUCGGACUCGUGAGAAAUAGCCUAGUAUCACAUAACGGAUUUUACUUUUCUGUACUAUCAUUACAUUCUGAGCUAAACCGUAAACCCUCCUCCAUUCUCGCAGUGGUAGGAAGAUCCCUUGUGAGCACAUUGCUAAGCGGGUGCUUCGAAUGCACAAACGUGAAAUCCGUUGCGGAUUAAUAGUUCUCGAGCGGUGCUAUUGGUUGCAUUUUAUUUAGCUAAGUUAGCAAAUUUAUUUCCGAAAAUAAAAAUUGGGCUUGUUUAUAAAAUAUAGACUACCUGAUACAUUUUUGCCUUAUCGUGGUUAUCCGCCUGUAAAAAUCGAGUAUUAAUUCGAGCCGUUGUAUGAAUAAUUUUUUGUCAUAUUUCGGCAAUCGCAUGUCCGCGUGACGUAACAGUAGCAUCUGUGACGUGCCCCUACAGGUUCUAUAUAUUCAGGUAAUCUGAACCAGUUUUACCCCGUCGUUUCAAAAAACUACAUUGCUUUCAUUUAAGCUACUAGUGGUGAUUUUUGCAUCGACAUUACAACGUUCAGUCAAGAGCAUUCUAAUCACACAUUUGUGAUCUUACUAAACCUUUUGCUCCGAAUUAGCUAUUUGCUUAUACGUUACAAGAACAGUCAUUUGGAUCAUAAGUAACGUCGGAGAUGGAUUUAUUCCGGAAGUUACGAUCUCGGGUAAGUAGUAAAAAUGCCGAUUUUUUAAAAAUUAAAAGCAAUUAAGUAUUAACAGGCUGGUUGAACGCAACAUUUCUUGAAUUAAUUUUCUGUUACAAGUGAACUGAAAUAAUGUAUUUUACCUGCAAUAAUGAAGUGUCUGAGAAUAUGGUCAUUGAACUCUAUAUAAUAAUGUCAAUAAAAAUAAAUAAUACGAAAAAUACAUUAUGGAGACCUGGGGCAAAUGAAAUCACACAUACGUGUGUGUUGUGGGAUUUGAUAAUGCUACUGUUGUGUGUAUUCUGAUGUUAAGAGGGGAGUUGUUUGCCGCUCAUGAGAAUAAGGUGACAAAAAGGGACACGGUACCAGGGAAGAAUGACAAUAAUUAUGUUCAAAAUCAUUUUUUAUUGCUGACCAACGGUAAUAUAACCUGAUCCUAGGGCUGCCCGUCAGUUUUGCCCCCAAAUUUGCAAUCGUGGAAAGUGGAGAGGGAGGGGCUUAUUUCAAACAGUGGUUAUAAGGGGCCCUUUUGCGGGAGGCGGGGCCUACAUGCAGUGUGUACCUUGCUUAUAGCACAGGGCAGCACUGCCUGACCCAGACUAUUUUUCCAGCUACAGUCUGAAAAACUUAUUUAGCAAAUCUUUUCCGCACAAGCAUCGUGCUGGUGUGGGAUACUUAAAGGAUCAGAUUUGACUAUAUUUUGGGGCCCUGAUAAACACCUGAAUUGCUGAUAAAAACCUGUGAAAUCAGCUUCUGCUACAAGUGCAUACUGCCAACCAAAAACUUGACCAAUGAAAGCCAUUGAAUGGGGAAAAAAAACCAAUUCAUGAAUAAGGUCACUGCAAUUUCUGCAACUACUGUGUAAUCCGGGAGCUUGCAGCUGCUUACGUCCUUUUCUUUGUGUUAAACAGAAGGCAGGCGUGCGAAAUAUUGAUGCCGCCAUGGCGAUGGCGAUAAAGGCAAAAGAUGAGGAGAUGUUUCGAGAGAGGGAGGAAUGGAGGAGAGAGAAGGCAGCUCUGGAGGCCGAGGUCAGAGCGAGGGAAGUAUUGGCAAGGCAGGAAGUGAACCAGAUGGUGGAGAAACAGAGGGAAGAGAUGGAGAGGGUGAUGUGCUUAGAGAGAGAUUGGUGGAUGCGAGAGAAGCAGACUAUGGUGCAUGCGAGAGAGAGGAUAGAGCAGGAGAGAGACAAAAUGGAGGAGGAGAAAGAGAUAAUGGUGGCGCAGAUGGAGGAGAUGGAGAGAGUGAACAAGAGGAUGGAGGAGGAGAAAGAGAUAAUGGUGGCGCAGAUGAAGAGAGUGAAGGAGAGGAUGGAGGAGCAGAAAGAGAUCAUGGUGGUGCAGAUGGAGAAGAUGGAGCGAGUGAACGAGAGGAUGGAGGAGGAGAAAGAGAUCAUGGUGGCGCAGAUGGAGAACAUGGAGAGAGUGAACGAGAGGUUAGAGGAGGAGAAAGAGAUCAUGGUGGUGCAGAUGGAGAAGAUGGAGAGAGUGAAUGAGAGGAUAGAGGAGGAGAAAGAGAUCAUGGUGGCGCAGAUGGAGAAGAUGGAGAGAGUGAACGAGAGGAUAGAGGAGGAGAAAGAGAUGAUGGUGGGGUGCCUGGAGAGAGAGAGAGAGCGGGUGGAACGCAUGGAGGAGGUAAUAGUGGUGCAGAUUGAGAACAUAGAGAGGGAAAAAGAGCGGAUGGAGCAGGUGAAAGAGACGAUAGUGGCAGACGUAGAAAUGAUGGAGCAUGAGAAAGGGCGGAUGGGGCUGAAGAUGCGUGAGAUGGUGGCAGAGAGGGAGAGGCUGGCACUGGAGAAAGAAAGGGUAGUUCAGGAGAGAUUGAUGAUGGAUGUGACGAGAGAGAUGGUGGAGUGGGAGAGUAAGUUCAUUCACAGUGAAAGAGAAGCCAUGGAGAGAGAGAAGCAGUUCUUGCAGGUGGAUUUCGAUCUGCAGAAUGAGCUGUGGGCCAGGCAGAAAGAGUGGAUAGAGACGCAGAGGCGGAAGGUAGAGGACGAUCGGGAGAACGUGGAGAGGGAGGUAAGCUGUAGGCUGCUGGACAGGCAAGUGCUAACGGAGACGCCCCAAAAAAAGGCGAGAAGGCUCCCGCUGUUAGCGUUCUUUAGGAAGAGAACGGGCAAGGACAAAGAACGUGCGACCAAAGAGGAGGAAGAAGAAUCCGAGCAGCCAAGGACGUCCAGAAAGACGUUCCUCUCAUCCAUACGAUUUUGGAAAAAGGGUUGAGGAAAAGAUUUUAAAAAGGAGACUCCCAGUGAGGGUAUGGAGACAUGGGACAGGCGG